Oncorhynchus kisutch (coho salmon) is the source of this 6913-nucleotide messenger RNA. Its product is annotated as C-Jun-amino-terminal kinase-interacting protein 4. Gene Ontology annotation, molecular function: MAP kinase scaffold activity; kinesin binding; signaling receptor complex adaptor activity. Bases 323 to 4573 code for a protein of 1416 amino acids. Gene Ontology annotation, biological process: vesicle-mediated transport. Gene Ontology annotation, cellular component: cytoplasm. The record is from RefSeq and is a predicted model, not a curated record. The transcript has 30 exons. Lineage: Eukaryota; Metazoa; Chordata; Actinopteri; Salmoniformes; Salmonidae.
CACAGAAGCUCAUCUGUUGGGAAGUCGAGAGGAGAACUAACUGAAAACCCGGAGCCAAGUAGAGACUUUUCUAUUUAGCCCCCCUUAUAAGUCAACCGUCCAUAGGAGAAAGGGGUCGCAACUUGUUUAACGUCGUUUGUUUUUCUCUUUAAAAUAAAGAAAGUAGCUAACGGUAGCUCAGUUAGCUAUAUUUAAGGGACACUAUUUGGUCUCGCUUCACAAAUAAGGAUAAGGCAGGUUGCUGCUGGCAGGCUUUCUCAAGUAGCUUUUUCCUCGGCUAACCUGCUAACCUUAGUUUGCGAGAAGAAAAGGAGGCAAGAAAAUGGAGUUGGACGAUGGAGUACUCUACCAGGACGACUCUGGUAGUUCGGCGAUGAUGUCCGAACGGGUGUCGGGUCUGGCGAGCUCCAUUUACCGGGAGUUUGAACGGUUGAUCGGUCAGUACGACGAGAACGUUGUGAAAGAACUCAUGCCGCUCGUCGUCGCGGUGUUGGAGAACUUGGACGCGGUGUUCGCGGAGAACCAGGAGCACGAAGUCGAGUUGGAGCUCCUAAAAGAAGACAACGAACAACUUGUUACCCAGUAUGAACGGGAGAAAUCGCUCAGAAAAUCUGCAGAAGAGAGGUACAUGGUGUUUGAGGACAGUCAGGAGACGGAGAAGAAGGACCUUCAGAGUCGACUGGUCCUGCUGGAGUCACAAACACGUCAAAUGGAGCUCAAGACCAGGAACUACUCGGACCAGAUUGGCAGAUUGGAGGAACGAGAAGCCGAGCUGAAGAAAGAGUACCAUGCCCUCCACCAGAGACACACAGAGAUGAUCCACAGCUACAUGGAACACUUGGAACGUGCCAAACACCAGCAGCACACGGCGGUGCAGGAGGCGCCUACAGACACAAGCACAAGCAGAUCACGGAAGGAGCGUCCCAUCUCAAUGGGGUUAUUCCCAUUACCAGGAUAUGAUUUGACCAGUGACUCGCAGAGGGAAGCUGUUGAAACACCGUCUGAAGCCUGGAGAUGUAAGGACCUGAGCCACCCUCGCUCCAACACCAGCCUCAAGUUGGGGGCACCAGACUUCCAGAGCAGAGGGCAGAGGCUUUCGGCCAAUCAGCAGGCUGAACAGAACCAGGAUGAGAUGUCUAAUGCGAACCGUGGAGGCUCCAAGUCCAACAUGCCCAUGUCUCCUAAAGGGGGCUCCAAGUCGGGGACUUCAUUUGGGGCUCCCGCUCAAGGAGGUUCCAAAAUGUCCUCACAACAAGGUGGCUCUAAAUCAGGCACCCCCAUGUCAUCUCAAGGAGGGGACUCAAAGUCACUUACCCCAUUGUCCACGCAAAACGGUGGCCCUAAUUUGGUCAUUCCACUGUCUUCUCAAGGGGGCGGGUCUAUUUCGGCCAGUCCCAUGUCUACUUCCGAGUCUGACGUUGCCAUGGUAUCGGUGAGCACGCCACUCCAGGAAGAGUUUGAGAAAGUGGGCAAGGGUCUGAACAGGAACCUGGACAGAAGCAACAGGAAGCCAGAGAACAUCAGCAGUAAGAACACCACAGUACCAGAGGGUCAGGAGGGUCCAGAAAGACAGAACUUAGAACUGAGAGGAGGGUCAGGACCUCGCACAGCUGAUGAUAACAGUGAGUCGUUGGAGGUGCAGGCCAUCAUAGAGUCCACUCCUGAACUGGACAUGGACCUUAGCGGCUACAGAGACGCCAGUACUCCUACUAAAGGAGUAGGAAUAGAAAACAUGGCGUUCGACAGGAAUACUGAGUCUCUGUUUGCGGAGCUGUCCUCUGCAGGACCUGACAUGGAAAUAGAUAUAGCAGACAUGGACGAGGGGGCUGACCUGCUGGGUAUGGGCCGUGAAGUGGAGCAUCUCAUCCACGAGAACACUCAGCUGCUGGAGACCAAAAAUGCAUUGAACAUGGUGAAGAAUGACCUGAUGGCGCGUGUGGAUGAGCUGUCGUGUGAGAAGGAGGUGCUGCAGGGAGAGCUGGAGGCUGUGACUCAGGCCAAGACCAGACUGGAGGAGAAGAGCAAGGAACUGGAGGAAGAACUCAAGAAGGUUCGGGCUGAGGCGGAGGAGGCCAAAACAAAGACUAAGAGCGAGAACAAUGAGGAAGAUGCAGAUGUUCCCACGGCCCAGAGGAAGAGGUUCACCAGGGUAGAGAUGGCCAGAGUCCUGAUGGAGAGGAACCAGUACAAGGAGAGACUGAUGGAGCUACAGGAAGCUGUACGAUGGACAGAGAUGAUACGAGCAUCGAGAGAGAAUCCAGCCACCGCAGACAAGAAGAAAUCCAGCAUCUGGCAGUUUGUUUUCAGUCGGUUGUUCAGUUCGAGUGGAGGAGCGGCUAAGAAGCCUGCGGAGGCUGCGCCAGUGAAUGUGAAGUACAACGCCCCCUCCUCCCAGGUCCAGCCCUCUGUGAAGAAGAGGAGCGCAGCUCUGCAACAGCUACCCAGCGACAAGAGCAAGGCUUUCGACUUCCUCAAUGAGGAGUCUGAGUCAGGCAACAUGGUGUCUCGCAGGGAGCAGAAGAGAGCCCAGUACAGACAGGUGAAAGCCCACGUUCACAAGGAGGACGACGGCAGGGUACAGGCCUACGGGUGGAGCCUGCCCCAGAAAUUCAAGGUGGCCAAUGGUGGUCAGACGUUAGAGAACAAGAUGAAGAAUCUACCUGUACCUGUCUACCUCCGACCACUGGAUGAGAAAGAUGCUACCAUGAAGUUGUGGUGUGCUGCAGGUGUGAACCUGUCGGGGGGUAAGACCCGUGACGGCGGGUCUAUAGUAGGUGCCAGUGUGUUCUACAGUGACCUGACCAGCCCUGGUCCUGAGAGUCCUCUCAGGAAGACAGGAUCACAGAGCAGUCUGGACAAACUGGACCAGGACCUAAAGGAGCAGGAGAAGGAGCUGCUCCACCAGGAGGAGCUGUCCUCUCUUGUGUGGAUCUGUACCAGUACUCAGGCCACCACUAAGGUCAUUGUCAUCGAUGCCAACCAGCCUGGGAAUGUCCUGGAGAAUUUCUUUGUCUGCAACUCCCAUGUCCUCUGCAUCGCCAGUGUGCCAGGUGCCAGAGAGACAGACUAUCCGGCAGGGGAGGAGGUGCCCCAUGACGCAGGGUCGGGUGCUGAGGGCGGGACUCUGCAAGCCAGCACAACCAGUAUUUGCUCAAUGGGUGAAGCUGGAGUGCUGGCAGGGAUCAAUGUGGUUGGCUGCUCUACAGAGGGGGCAGUGGCUACCCCCCAGACAGCAGGAGCAGAGAAUGACACCGACACCGACACAGACGCCAAGGCUGCAGAGGAGGCUACUGAAGCUACAGAGGCCAGUGCUGGUCCUGCAGGCCCGGAGCAUGACUUAAGUCAGAGGGGAGUCUACACUGAACAUGUCUUCACUGACCCUCUGGGAGUACAGAGCACUAGUCCUGGGGAGACGCCAGCCAACUACACACAGAGGGAGUCUGAUCUGGUAAAGGAUGGUGUUAGCUCCAACCCUAACCCAGAGGAACAGGACCUGAUGAGAGAAGAAGCCCAGAAGAUGAGCAGUGUUUUACCCACCAUGUGGCUUGGGGCACAGAACGGAUGUGUGUACGUGCACUCGUCAGUGGCCCAGUGGAGGAAGUGUCUCCACUCUAUAAAGCUGAAGGACUCGGUCCUGGGCAUCGUCCAUGUGAAGGGGAGAGUGUUGGUGUCUCUGGCUGAUGGAACACUGGCUAUCUUCCACAGAGGAGUGGAUGGUCAGUGGGACCUGACUAACUACCACCUACUAGACCUGGGCAGACCCCACCACUCUGUCCGCUGUAUGACCGUGGUUCACGACAAGGUCUGGUGUGGCUACAGGAACAAGAUCUACGUGGUCCAGCCCAAAGCCAUGAAGAUAGAGAAGUCGUUUGAUGCCCACCCCCGUAAAGAGAGCCAGGUGAGACAGCUGGCGGGGGAAGGAGAUGGUGUCUGGGUGUCCAUCCGACUGGACUCUACUCUGAGACUGUUCCAUUCCCACACACACCAACACCUGCAGGACGUUGACAUAGAGCCCUACGUCAGCAAGAUGCUGGGUACGGGGAAGCUGGGCUUCUCCUUUGUCAGGAUCACAGCUCUCACGGUGUCCUGUAACCGUCUUUGGGUCGGCACUGGCAAUGGAGUCAUCAUCUCUAUACCUCUCACUGACACCGAUAAGGUGAUGGCAGGACCAGGUAAACCUGGCGGAGUGAUCCGUGUGUAUGGUGAUGAGACCAGUGACAAGGUGACGGCUGGAACCUUCGUACCCUUCUGCUCCAUGGCGCACGCUCAGCUCUGUUUCCAUGGUCACCGAGACGCAGUCAAGUUCUUCACCGCUGUCCCAGGUCAUGUGAUCCCGUCAGGUGCAGGCGGAGCAGCAGAGGCUGGGGGUGACAACGGGGCAGAGGAACACCCUCAAAAGCAGUUUGGCAAGUCUGUUCUGGUGAUGAGUGGAGGAGAGGGAUACAUCGACUUCAGGAUGGGUGAUGAGACUGAAGAGCCACUGGACGAGCCCACUCUGAAGCUGCAGCCGUUCCUGGCCAAAGCUGAGAGGAGUCACCUGAUCGUCUGGCAGGUCAUGGACAGCCAGGACUGAACUGUAACCUCUGACCAUGCCACGGCGAUGAGGAGCCUAUUUAAAGCAGGAACAAGCUGUCCAUUCAGAUUCACUCUUUUGCAUGUUUAUUUUAGUUUAUUUAUUUUCUUCUAAUUUUGGUUUUGUAUCUUUGUUUUGUUUUAUGUUUUUUAAAAUUAAAUGUUUUAUUUUACUUAUUGUAUUUUAAAUCUGAUACAAGCCCGUCACGCUUCUAUUAUUAUUAUUAUUAUUAUUACCGGUAUUACUACUAGAAUGAUUAUUAGUGAAAACAAAAAAAAUGGUGAUUUAAUUUUCUUAGAUCAUAUUUUGCACCUGGUUUUCUAUUGGAUGCUUAGGGUCCAACCCCUCUGUCCAAAUACUGUUUGGUGAUUGGUGGAAUCAAUGCAGGGUCAGGGUGUUUCUUUGGCCUCCCCUCUGUGCUUUCUUUCAGAUAGACGGAGAGGAGACAAUAGUGUAUAAGAGACCUGCUCACAGGAGAAUAAUGAUGGUUUAUUGGUUAUGAUGUGUUUUGAAAUGCAAAACCAAAUCAACCCCAUGAUGUCUCACAUCGUCCAAUAAGAAAGAAGGGAUUACAGGACAAUCCAGCAAGUGAGCCAAUCUUUUGUGUCCUGAAUGACACAGGCGUGCUCUUCUUGCGUGAAAGAUUUAAUUUUGUGAGAACAUGGCUCUUGAUUGUAUGAAAGACCGUUUUUAAUCAAUUGUAAGAGUUUUCUGGACCUGGGAUCAGUGUUGUCCUCCAUGACUGGGCUUAUAUUUAGGCUAACCUAAUAGGUCUCUGAUCAAUCAUGUCCGUAGCUGCUGGGGCAGAGAAUCUCUUUGUUUCAAUACUUUGGAAAUGCCCCUUUUCUUUCUAGGGGUAAUGAUUGACAGGAUUUACAUAGGAUGGAUACAUAUAGAUGAAUAAUUUAUUACCUCACGGAAGGAAGGCAGUGUUGCAUUGCAAGAGUGUUGGAACAGGGCUUCCGUCUUUAGUUUCUGGGCCGUUGCUCUCCCACCUUCCCUCCCUCCCACCAGCUAGAGCUUGCAGACACUUUACGAAAAUCAACGGCUGCCUUAUGUUUGAGAGUUGAGAAAAAAUAUGUUAAACUACAUUAUGGACUUUAAGUGUGACAGAUUUAUUUAUUCCUAUGUGAAAGAAUGUUACAUGGCCGGUUACCAAAUAAAGUAAAUGUGUGGCCUUGUAGCUGCAUGUUCAGCCCCGUCUCUCUGUAAAUACAAUAACAUUUUGCCAGACCGUCUUUGUUAAAAGGAUCAUGGGGUAUAGAAUAGAGAUAUUUUUAAGCUGUCAUCUCUGCAAAUAAACUAAGAGCACUCUCCGAGAACAGAGAUGUUGGUGUAUAAUAGCCGGCGUCUCCGCUUCUGGAGUCUUUUGUACGCUGAGAGUAGACGUUACCCAUAUAGGCACAGAUCUAGGAUCAGUUUAUCUUCUCUAAAUCCCAACAUGAAACAUUAAGGGGAACAACUCAACACUGACCUUAGAUCAGCGUCUAGGAACAACUUCUUUCUUCUACCUUAUGUACACUAGAGGGCAGGGUGGCACCCCCAUAGGUUGCUAUGAUACUGACGUUUUCAGACUCGAAGCCUAUUUUUUUAUUAACUUUUUGUACAUUUAGUCUUUUUAGACUCUGGUUGCAUCUAAAAUGACACAUUGAUUCCCCGUCUAGUACACUAUUUUGGCCAGGCUAGUUGAAAAGUAGUGCACUAGAAAGGGGGUAAGGUUUCACGUGUCUCUGGUCUGUGCAUCAACAGAUUUAGCUGGUGUCUGUCCUGAAGGGUGAAAGUGUGUUUCUUUCCAGAAGACCCCUCAUAUUGCAGUUCAGCCAUUUCAGUAUUUAUUUCUAUGAAAGAGCCUUUGUAGUUCAGAAUGUAACUUUGUACAAAAUGAGAAAUCACCAUAUAUGUGAGCAAACGACUUGAAUCGUUCUUAUAUAGCAAAAUUUGAAAUUGUGUUUUUUACAUUAGAUAUUAUUUUGACAAUGAUUGUUAUUGGAAUGGUCAAUACAUGAGUGGGUGAAUUAGAGAGAGAAACUACUGAGCUAUGCACUACAUCCACAGGGGAAGGUUGCGUGUUCUGGGUAGGAGUUGUCAUUGGGCAGUGAUCUAGGAACAGCUUAUCCUUACAAAAUCCUUCAUUACGGUUAAGGUGAAAGGUGUAAAACAUCAGUGCCUAAGAUCAGCUUCUUCCUACUCUGUGACCUGUUCAUUAACCUCCAGGUUAGUCGUGUGUGUGUGUCCCAGCAAAACUGUUGUGUUGUUGUGAUGCAUCACCUAUGUACUGAUACAGCGUCUCAGCCUUAUUCUUUUAGCAUUCAAUUAAACUGACUUUUUUUGGGGGGGAAA